This is a messenger RNA of Cylindrotheca closterium, 351 nucleotides long. The record is from the annotation of a GenBank genome assembly. Lineage: Eukaryota; Bacillariophyta; Bacillariophyceae; Bacillariales; Bacillariaceae.
AUGAACCAAGCCUCCGACGCUCAAUCCUACAAUGGCAUCGCUUCUUUCAUCUUGGCCAGCAUGAAGGAUUACGGCCCAUCUCUUGGCGGUAUGAUACCACAGCUCCGGUCCAACACGCCGAAUCUCUUCUCACUUGGAGAUCUCAAAGAUGUCAACGAUGAUGAAGGUUCCUGGGCUCUUUGCAAGGAGUACUUUCUUGGACUUGCAACACAGUGCCCCACGGUGGUGUUUGAUCUUACAACAACCCAACACGUUAUCACUACAGACAAAAAGUCGCCUCGCUUUUGGGAAUUUUUGCUCGACCCAACAUUAAUUGUUCAACGCGCCGAGCCGUUGACUUGGAUGUGCUAG